AUGUCUAUCCCAGACGGAGGAAACAAGGACGCAAUUAUGCUCCUCCGCACGUCGAAAAAGCUGCUUGAAAAAAGUGGCUUAUCGGCGGGGCACGCGUUAAUCGACUGUACCAAGUCGAACGCGGUUGUUCACGAUAUGAACGUGGAUCACACGGAUCAUGUGAUUGUGGAAGGAACAUCCCUCAGAAAAUUGGUGGCUCUCGACCAGAGCAGCAGUUUUCCCCUGGAGAUGGAAGAUGGACGUACAGCCGGAAGGGGCAGCGCUCGGCAGGGAAAGCUGAAAUACCCGGCUAUGUUCGAAGAAUGUGUGGCGAAGACACUGGCAGGGGAGGAUCGUGAGGACCUUAUUUCGCUUCUGAUGAGUUUCCAAGAUGUGUUCGCUGAAGGCAGCGAUUGCCUUGGGCAGUGUACUGUCUUGGAGCAUGCUAUACCUACGGGUAAUGCAGCGCCGAUCAAACAGUUACUAAGGCGACGCGCCUGGCAGGAACGAGAGCUCAUUAAGGCAGAGGUAGACAAGAUGCUGCGGCAAAGGGUUAUUGAACCUGUGCAAAGGCCCUGGUCAUCGCCAAUCGUCCUUGUGAAAAAGAAGGAUGGGAAGUGGUGA
Messenger RNA from Daphnia carinata, 603 nucleotides. RefSeq lists its product as uncharacterized. Lineage: Eukaryota; Metazoa; Arthropoda; Branchiopoda; Diplostraca; Daphniidae. The coding region runs from base 1 to 603 and encodes 200 amino acids. The record is from RefSeq and is a predicted model, not a curated record. The transcript has a single exon.